GUCGAACUGGUGUAUAACUACAAUUCUUUAAAACAAAAGUUCAAAAUUGUCAUCGUGAAGCUGGAGAUUCUUUCUGGGGCCGGUCCAGAUACUGCUGGUGGAGAUAUCGAUAAAUAUCUCGAUAACUUCUGCGUAUGGCAAGAACGAAACAAUCCCUCAGGAUCGUCUGAAGGACAUUGGGAUUAUGCUAUUUUAUUGACUGGUUUAGAUGUGUACAAGGAAGCUAACACAAAAGUAAUAGAUGUAUGGGGUGGUUGUUGUUCUCACUGUGCAAUCAGAUACAAGACUCGGGUGGAUUAUUUGGGUGCUCAACAUGAUGGUUACGGAAACUCUUGCGAUAAGGACGCCUUUCUAAUGUCAGCAAAAACCGGAGCUGGUAAAGUCUCAUGGUCAUCCUGUAGCAAUUUGUAUAUCCAACACUUUUUCAGCAAAGGCAUGGGAAACUGCCUGUCAGACGACUCUUCGUCACCAUCUGUUAACCUUGUCCACACCGCCAGUGGAUUACUUCCAGGUGAACAGUAUUCUUUGACGGAACAGUGUCAGCUAGCCAUUGGACCUGGACAUACAGCUUAUCAGAAGUCAGAAGAUCCAUUUAAUGACGUAUGCAAAGAAUUAUGGUGUCGAGAGUUAGAAUGGGCUCGAGCAUCUCAUCCUGCAUUAGACGGUAGUUCGUGUGACAAUGGAAAGUGGUGUCGGGAGGGAAAAUGUGUAGCUAAGGUCGACCAAACAACGAUCUCGGAGAACAAUAACAUUAACCUAAAGAAUGGUCGACGAUAUAAUGAUCGGAAUCUUUCAAACCUCGAAGACUUUCUAAGUAAAACUCUAGAUUUUGUUAUGGAUUUCUUUGGAUAAAAGGAAACUUGUACAAAUAAGGAUAAGUUAGAUAUUAAUCACGUUGUUUGGUACUCGUGCUUGUUUGUUUCUUAAUUCAAAUUACAUCAUAAACGUUUCCAAUGACACAAAGUAAUUCAUCCUCCUCUGUAACAGUGUGAAGGGCCAUCUACUGGAAUAACAAAGGCUUCUUGAUUACGC
Molecule: messenger RNA, 1032 nt
Organism: Limulus polyphemus (Atlantic horseshoe crab)
Lineage: Eukaryota; Metazoa; Arthropoda; Merostomata; Xiphosura; Limulidae
Product: A disintegrin and metalloproteinase with thrombospondin motifs adt-1-like
Exons: 8
Biological process (GO): proteolysis
Molecular function (GO): metalloendopeptidase activity
Source: RefSeq, a predicted model, not a curated record